Messenger RNA from Monodelphis domestica (gray short-tailed opossum), 3532 nucleotides. The record is from RefSeq and is a predicted model, not a curated record. NCBI's taxonomy places the organism in Eukaryota, Metazoa, Chordata, Mammalia, Didelphimorphia, Didelphidae.
GGGCGGGGUAGGGUGCGAAUUCUGCCUCUGACCACCUCUGAGUUCUGAGACCUAAAGCAAUUUGCUUCAAGCCUCUGGUCCCCAAUCUGUAAGAUAGGAACCACAGUAACUGGAACAUCUACUGUUAGAUACCGUACAGAUACUGAAGCCACUGUGGAGCACUUGGAGUCCGUCGGGCCUAGGUUCAAGACCUGCCUCGGCAUUUACUGGAUGUAUGAUCCGGUUGUUUCUGCCUUCUUUCAUUCAUAUGUCUGAUACUUCGGCUAGUGCAUCCUUGAUUGGAGAUACAGAGAACGUCAGCCUUACUCUCUCUGUGUUGAAUAAGUCGGGAAUUUUGCCAAUUUCUGAUUGUGGAUUGCAGAAUAAUGGAACAAGCAACUGGACUCUGACAGUGACUCCUGGUGUGGGGAUCUCAGAAGUGACCAUAAGCUUGAAUAGUGAUUUACAGUCCUGCCUCUCUGAGACACUUUCCUUCUCUGAAUUUCCCUGUAUUACUGAUACUCUGCUGGUUUCUGCAUCCCACAACUCAUCCUGUUUGGCACACUUACUCGUUCAAGUUGAAAUCUACCCUAACAUUUCCUUUGCCCAGAAUGUAUCAGAGAGUGCUGCCAGUGUUCCUGAGCAGAAGUACAAGCCCUUCGGUCCCUGUCCUUGUGACUUGGUCUCUGGGGCCUGUGACGUCCGCUGCUGCUGUGACCAGGAAUGCCGGCCCAAUUUAAUAGAACUGUUCAAAGAUCAUUGCCAUACAGGAGUUUUUGGUGGACAGACAAACCCACCUUUCGACCAACUGUGCUCUAACAGUGAGACAAAUGAGAGGCCAGAUUGGUUUCCCUUCUUGUGUGUUCAGUCCUCUCUGGAAAAUAGCCCCUUCCUUGGUCUUUUCUUCGAUGGUUCUAUUGUUCGCCAUAAAAAGACCAUGUUCGAAAUGCCUUCAUAUGUUCCCGUGAAAGACACGUCGGAUUUUGGCUAUAUACAAGGCGAUCCACUUAUAACAGUGAAUAAAACGUAUUUCACCAUCCCCCAGAUGUCUCUGGUGGGGCAGUGUACUCAACAUGCCCCGGUGGCUUUCCUUAAGGAUUUCGAUGUGAAGUGUCUUAUUAACCUGGAAACAUACCAACGGUCAAGUGUUAGAAACAGGACUAUAAAAAAGGGUACCUUGGGAGGUAGCAUCACAAUCCAGGUGACAGAAGAGCAAUCAACUGCCUUGGACAAGUACAUCUCUAACACAGAAGUAAUUCUUCCUCCUGAAGAAGUUUCAGACACUGUGAUCUUGGAAGAGCAUUACGUUUUCAUGUGGAAAAAUACGACAAUUACUGAGGCCAGUGCCAAAUUCAUUUGGGGAAAAAUUCAUCCCAACCAGCAAGGAAUGUUGACACAGAGAUUCAAAGUCAUGUUUUUAAGCUUUAAUACUAAAAACAUCAAACAACGAUCUGGAAAUCCAGGUUACCACUUUGGCAAGCCGGUGAGAGCCCUCGAUCUCCAGAACGCUACUAAUAUCACCACCAUUAACCUUUGGCAGCCAGUUGGCAGUGGUCUGUGCAGGGCAGUAGACACCUUCACCCCAGUUUUGUUUGGAGAAGACACUACAUCUGGAUGCUUCUUGGAGGUUGGCAUUGAUGAAAACUGUACCCAACUCAGGGAAAAGGUUACUGAAAAUCUUCAUUUAUUAAUACAAGCUACUCAUGUGGCCAGGAAAGGCAACUCAGAUUAUGACAACAUUAAUGAUGGUUGGGAGAAAAUAAUAUGGAGAGAUCCACCUUUUCCUAAGGAUAACCUCCAUUUAGAGGACAUAAAAGGCAUCUGUCCUGAUGUGCCUGCCCUGAUGAAUAUCCGUUUCCUUAUUUCUAAUGGUGGUAAUCUGGAAGGAAUUUCCCAGUUUAUGAUACUUGGCACAGAGGUGAGCUUUUCUCCUGUCACCUGGCAGUUUGAGUGUGGGAUGACCUGCGAAGAUAAGCCUAGCCUUUUCCUUAUCAGUGCCUCCGUCCAAUUUAUUAAAAUACCUCCUGAACCGCCCCUUCCACGGUCAAGUUUCCAGAUAAAUUUUACCGACUAUGACUGCAACCACAAUGAAAUCUGCUGGCUUCAGCUUGCUUACCCAUUGACCGGGUUUUAUGAAGGAGAGUCUUAUAGCUCCUGCCUUGCCAAAAGCUUGAUGCUGGUCUUCUUCCUCACAGUGGUCUUCUUUUUCAGCGGACCAUGGGGCAGAAACUAUAAGUUUUGGAACUUAUUGGACUUCUAACUUCUGGGAAUCUUCAGAGAGCAGCAUCAGCCCUGUGGUCAGGACUUAGGGCGGCAAUGGGAAACUUCAUCAAAUGAUACUUCCUAUUUAUUUCUGUAAAAAGGUGUAUUUCAGUGAUCAGAAAAUGUGUUUCUAAAUGUCACUUUGUCAAAAACUGGCCACUAGUCAGCUGAUUUUUUUUCAGCUGAAGAAACUCUUGGAGACUCUUCAAAGAGGGGGGCUGUCUUCUAGAGGGGGCUUGAUCUGUCCCUCUGGAGGACCCACUCACAUCAGGAAAAUCAUAGAUCCUUGAGGGGUCAAGAUCAGUAUGGAAUUAUCAUAGUGCUUUCACUGGUGGAAACUUUAGCAUCCUCGAAGUGACUUACCCAAGGCCACACAGCUGGUCAUUAGCACAGUGUUAGGGGUAAAACUUAUGGUUGGACUGAAUAUAUUUUUAGUUGGUCAAGAAGGAUUUAAAUUCUAAAUCCCAAUGAAAUACUCAAGUCAGAAUGGAAUUUCAUGGUGGUUUAUUUACACAGAGUGAAGAUAUUAAGGAAGAAAGAGAGAAAGGGAGAGAGAUACCAGGCAGGAGUUCAGAAACAGGGGUGGGGGGGGGGGAGGCAGAGGAUUAAAUCUAGCAAGGCUUCUAGCCAUUAGACCUCCUCCAAGAUGAGGGGCCUCCUCAGAGGCUUGUGCCUCCAGAAAAGCCAAGGAAAGGGAAGUAAGCCUUGCACUCACCAAGUCUAAGGGAAGCAGCCUGAGGUCUCACAUUGGAGCUCCUCCACAAUCAAGCUCCAUUGCCCAGUCUGUCUCACAGGAAGUGCCGUGAAAUAUAAAGGCAGUACUUUACAUCACUUCCUGUGUCUCACAUGUACCAUUGGUGGCUUAAACUUGGCCUUGGAUGGCCCAGUGGGUCCAUCAGUUGUCUCUGAUUUGUCAGUUGCUAGCACAUGUAGGUCAUAGACCUUUUUCCCCUACACUUAAUCCUUAUGUGGGGGAGGGGGGUGUAUGCAUUCCUAGUUGCUAAAAUUCUAAAGACUAAGCUGGGUGGAGUUAAUCUAAAAUUCACAGCAUUUGAGACUAGAACCCCUAUGAUUAUAUAAUAAAAUGUAAAAAAGUGUCAGUUUUUAAAUAGUUAAAUAUUUUUUAUAAACUGUAAACUUAUACUCAUGACCAGUCUCCUUAGAGAAGCUCUUAUUUUAAGUUGGGAAUAACUGAUUUUUUUUUAUUAAAUACCUUUUGAUUUAAAUCACUUUAUUAGGCCUUUGGUUUGAAUAGAUUUUGUAUACUCUGAAUAAAUUUUUUUAAAAGAAA